AUAUAUGCAUAAAUUAGGUCGGCUAGGACUAUAAGGACUUGGACGCCUUGGCGGGCGAAGUGUGCCAGAACGAUAUUCGGUGGGCCGGGAACCACGGAUGUGCCAAUGCUAACAUUUAGAAAGUCGCACUCUUACUCACCCAUACCAACCCCUUUGCAAAAGGCUGCCUUGCUGUUGCUAGUAGCAUUGCGUGGGGUUGUCCCAGAAGUUGCACCGCCCAAGGCAGAUGGGUAAUGAAUAUCUACACAACCAGCCGACAUUGGAACCUCACACAUAGGGCUUCGGGUCGACCGACGGCCGACGACAUUGAGCAGGAUACAGGACACAUAAAUCUAAAUUGCGGUAGGAGCAAGCGGAGAGAGCAUAUCGACGACGGUUAUGGGCACGCGAUGACCUACUCUCUAAAAGCACCGGUUAAGAAGGCAGCUUCAGGAUGGACGUCGGUGGCCUCGAGGCUCUGGGCCCUAGCAUGGCCCUUGUCAGGCAUGGAGGUGAUGACGUUUGCAAAAGAGCUGAUCAUUACCGCCUUUGUGGGGCAUUUGGGCCCCGUGGAACUGUCGUCUCUAGUAUUGUCACAGACGCUCUACAACGUCAGCGGCAACGCACCUAUGCUGGGGGUCGUGACUGCCAUGGAAACCUUCUGCGGGCAAGCUUACGGCGCUAAAAAGUAUGCGACCGUGGGUGUUGUGACGCAGCGGGCCCUCGUCAUCACCACCCUCUUCAACCUGAUGUGCAUAGCCUUGUGGGGCAAAGCGGAGUCGCUGAUGCUAGCCAUGGGCCAGGACCCCCAGAUCGCCAAGGCCGCAGGGCGCUUCACCAUCCUGCUGAGCCCCUGCCUCUUGUUGGACGGCAUCGAGCAGUGCUUGCGCCGCUACCUCGCAGCGCAAUCUGUCGUACAACCGCUCAUGUACGUCACCUUCCUAGCCACCAUGCUGACGCCGCUGUACCUAUGGUACUUCAUAUUUAGAUGCGCCUGGGGCUUUGACGGCGCCGCGGUGGCGUGGGCGUGCGUGCAGGCCAGCUCCUGCCUGGGCCUGCUGCUGUUCACGCUGUACCACUCGCACACCCAGGAGCCCUCCCGGCGCACCUGGGCUGGGUGGAGCCGCGAGUGCCUGGCGGACUGGCCGCUCUACAUCCGGGUGGCCAUUCCCUCGGCCAUCAUGAUUUGCCUGGACUGGUGGACGUUUGAGAUUAUCGUGAUGCUGUCGGGUCUGCUGCCGCGGCCCGAGAUGACGAUGUCCAUGAUGGGCAUCACCUUCAACAUCCACGCGCUGUGCUUCUUCGCGGCGCACGGACUCAGCGGGGCAGCCAGCACGAGAGUGGGCAACGAACUAGGCGCCAGUCGCCCCCGUCAGGCCUGGCUGAACACGCAGGUGUCGGUGCUGAUGGGCACCGUCAUCAUGAUGCUGUCGGCGGGGGCGCUGCUGCACUGGCGCGAGCAGCUGGGCGGGCUGUUCACGGACGACCGGGAGGUGGGGCUGCUCACCAGCCAGGCGGUGCCGUCGCUGGCAAUAUCGCUCAUAGGCGAGGGCGCCAACACGGUACUCGCGGGCGUGCUGCGAGGCUGCGGGCGGCAGAAGAUCGGCGCGCAGAUCAACCUCUUCAUGUACUGGGGCAUUGGGCUGCCCUUCGCCUGCCUGCUGGCCUUCCGCAUGGGCCUGGGCGCCAUGGGGCUGUGGACCGGCCUGGCGUGUACAGCAUCCGUACAGUCGCUAAUCCUGACGUGGAUCGUGUUCAAGUUUGACUGGAAUGCGGAGGCUCAGCGUGCCAAGGCGCUGAUCGCGGCCGGGGAGUUGGAGAUUGAGUUGGAGGAGGAGGUGGAGGCGGUGAUGAUUGCUAGCAGCAGCGGGAGGCUGGUGGGGGGCGAGGUGGUGCUGGAGGGAGGUCUCCCUCCCGGGCCGGCAGGCAGGCCACGUUAAUGGAGGAGCUGUGAUGAUGGCGUGCGGCCCCUCUCUGCAGCACCACAAUAGGGUGGGGUGGAGGGGGGCCUGUAGCGUGCUGAGCAGCGCGUCGUGAGGAGUGCGUGUGGGUGAAAGGAGGUGGUUGUUUUAGAGAUCAAGGGUGAGCGCUGCUCCUGUUUGCUGAGUGGCCCGCUGACGGCUCUGCAGCUGGAAUGGGGUGCGAGGGAGUGGGGCCUAGGGGAUUAGCAGGAUGCAGGGACGUGUGAGCUAAGAGCCAGGUGGCCUGGUGUGCCGCUCGGAAGGUAAGGACUACGGUGGCGGCCUAGAGGAGGUGGCGGAGGUGGCGGAGAGGACACAACACUUUGUAAGUCUAGUAAAAAUAGCUGCAGGGUGAUGGCUUGGGGGCAUCGUUUGAGUGCUGCGAGAGCAGUCGGUGGUUGGUAGUUGCUGUAGUUACUGGAUAGCGGCGGUGAUGUCCGGCAAGGAAGAGCAAGGCUUUAGCAUGUGUGCAUAGCCGAUAACGCUGAUAGCGAGGGGGGGUGGGGGGAUGCUGGCUCCUGAUGAUGGUGGCGGUAGAGGGGGCCGGGACCCGGCAUCACGCAAUGCAAAACUCGAAAUUGCUUUCUGGACUCUCUGCGAACGAGCACAGCGCUGCGAUGGAGGCUUUCGAUGAGUGUGCGUGCAGCAACUGCCGUAACUGAUAUCAUGUGGCUGGGUAAUUGGUACCACAAAAACUUUUAGUGAUUUGGGAUCUUUUGAGUGUUCUACUUCCCCUUCCUAUGUCCUAUGCGUCCCCGCGCUACCGGGGUGUACCUCAACACAUAUCGUAAGAACGAAUGUGGAACGUCACUUCAGUCCCUGAGGCUCUUCUCCGUGACCCAACUAGGGGACGCCUCUGCGGUAGGGAAUCCGUCCAUGUGUCACAGUGACAGUCCCCCCGCGUGUCGUGGUGUGUCGCUGCGAGUUAGGGAGCCCGGCCGGCGGGCUGCGGAAGCGCACUGCUGGCAGUUGUGCACUGCUGGCGCGCAUCCCGGGUGACUGCCUGCCUACUCGGGGGGGCGUGGUGCUCCUUGUGUGCCCCCACCCCCCCGGUCUGUGUAAUACUUGUAAAGCAGAGGCAUUG
Messenger RNA from Astrephomene gubernaculifera, 3024 nucleotides. The record is from the annotation of a GenBank genome assembly. Lineage: Eukaryota; Viridiplantae; Chlorophyta; Chlorophyceae; Chlamydomonadales; Astrephomenaceae.